GAGAGAGAAUAGAGAGAGAGAGGCGGUCCCUUCUGAAAUACACGAGAGGGGAAAAGAUGAGUUCUUUAAUAGGGGUUUUAAUUGGUAUUGGUUGGAAACACUGGACCACCUCAUCUCGCCCCCUCUCCAGUCUCCACUUAUAGAACACUUUGCACUACCCAGCAUCUAUUCCUCUAAUCCUCUUCUCUUUCUCUCUCCCAAGGCUCUCUGAAAAGCUUUACAUGAUCAGUAUUAUGAUCAGAAGUUCUGACCAAACAGAGCAAAUAGGAGAGGCCCAGGAACCAGCCUUAAAAGCCAGUUAACUUGGGAAAGAGUUUUGGGGAUUCGAGAUUAUCAAUCAGAUCGAUCAUCAAUGUAUUCUCUGAAACUCUUUUUUUUUUUUCUAUUCGCUUAUGAUCUUUUUCUUUUGUUUGGACUGGUGAGAGUUAAGACUUAAGACUUGAGAAGGAUAUAUCAUAUAUGAAGUUGGGCUGGAGCUCAUGUGAAGCGAGAAAGCAUUAAGUCAUCUGGCGGCUGUAGUUUUGUGAAGCGGGAAAAGGACGAUCAUCUUUUCUGCUUUGGCUGUUUCUGUGAUAUCUGAUAUGCUACCUGCUUGAAAAACCAGGAUAGGGCCAGAGUGGUUGCUGUUCCAUUAUUUAAAUACAUUAAUACAUUUCAUUUUCGUUUUGAAUUUACGGUUAAUUUCUUUGUUCUUAAUAAUUUGUUGGGUAUGAACCAUAGACCGUAGAGAGAGAGAGGAUUUGAUUUCUGAUAGAGCCUAUUUAUUUUGAUGUAUUUAUACCAUGGAGCAUUGACCCACACCAUGGACUAAGGAGGGAUAGAAAGAAAAUCCUGGCUUGGUGGUCAUUAUCAGCUCUAUGGCUCUAUCUGGUACUAUUUCUGAGUAGAUACCUCUUACCUUCCUAGGUUGGUUUUGUUUGCCUAUGUUAUUUUUAUUUGGAGAGAGUCUCGGACAGAAAAGCCCCAGUACGCCUUCUUCUCCCACUCCCCCCUCGCUUUUCCUCCUCCUCCACCACCACCACCAACAACAACAACAACACCCACCAUAUCUGGCGACCGUUAAUGCAUCAAAACAAUCUUAUCUUCUAUAACCGAAUAAUUCACAUCGUCAUCAUCAAAAACAGAUGUAGAAGCCGCAGCAUACACAACAACAAGAAUAGGUAGAAGAAGAAUUUUUCUUGUAUGGCUGGUGAAUCCCCACAAGAGAAAUCUAGAAACCUAGUUUCUUCAGCUGGUUUUGCCUACUUGGAUGCCUCAUCUAAUGAAAAGCCAACAAUUCAUAGUCAUCUCAUGAACCAGAUGCAAAGCUUUGAAUCAAAUCCAGAGCUUUUCAACUUGACUACGGGCAUAGAUAUGUUAGGAUUUCCUUCCAAGAACCUUCAGGAGAGAGAGAACAACUUAGUUAUGUGGAAAGGGUUAUUCAUAAAACCUGAAAACCAGGCAUCAUCUUCUUCGAAGACGAUUACUGGACCUGCGAGCGAUUUCUAUCAAGCUGAGUUCAAUAAACCCGAUUUCUCUGGUCGGUUCUCAGAGACAACGGGUGAAAAUCUGAUGGUUGCACCUGAAUCGGGUUGGCAAGAUAACAGGUUACUUGUGGACGAUUCUUCUUUGAGGUGUGUUUUUCCGUGUGAAGCUAACGAGCGACCCAGUCAAGGGCUCUCGCUCUCUCUUUCUUCAACCAGGCCUUCUGGUAUCGGAUUGCAGUCGUUCGAGAUGAGAGAGUCAAUUCAUCAUCAUCAACCGCGACAAUCAAAUGAUAUUAGGUAUGUUUCAUUGAACUCCAGAGAUGGGUUCUUUGAAAAAUCUGCAAAUCUUCAACAGCAACAGCAAAUCCUGCAAGAUGGUUAUUUUGGAAAAGCUGCAAAUAUUCACCAGGUCCACUUUCAGCUCAAGAAUUCAAAGUACUUAGCAACUGCUCAGGAGCUUUUGAACGAGAUCUGCAGCCUCGGAUCAAGGCAAACUGAUCCAUCCAAACAGAAGCUCCAUAAGUCCAAUCAAUGGGAGGACGAGAAUGGCUGUCCUUCACAGAAACAACCUUUGCACAAUCUUGACCUACUCGAAUUACAGAAAAGAAAAGCCAAACUGCUUUCCAUGCUCGAGGAGGUGGAUAGAAGAUACAGGCAAUACUGUGAUCAGAUGAAGGCCGUCGUAUCAUCAUUUGAAGCAGUGGCCGGCACGGGAACUGCAAAAGUCUACUCCGCGUUAGCGUCAAAAGCCAUGUCGAAGCAUUUUAGGUCUCUAAGAGAUGCGAUUGUUGGUCAGAUUAAAGCCACCAAGAAGGCGAUGGGAGAGAAGGACCCAGUUGCACCGGGAACGACGAGGGGCGAGACGCCAAGGCUCAGGCUUCUCGACCAAACCCUUAGACAACAAAGGGCUUUUCAGCAGAUGAGCAUGAUGGAGAGUCAUCCCUGGAGACCACAAAGAGGCCUCCCUGAGCGUUCAGUGUCUCUACUUCGAGCUUGGCUGUUCGAACACUUCCUUCACCCGUAUCCAAGCGAUGUGGAUAAACACAUUCUAGCCCGCCAAACUGGUCUCUCAAGAAGCCAGGUAUCCAAUUGGUUCAUUAAUGCAAGGGUCAGGCUGUGGAAACCAAUGGUGGAGGAGAUGUACUUAGAAGAAGUGAAAGAGCAAGACAACAUGGCCUCCUCAGAUGGGGGUUCAAGUCAUGGUGGGGACAACGGCCGGCCAAACCAAAGCCACAAGUCCAAUCAAAAUGCUCAACCCAACUCGGAGGAUCACAAACCCACACAUGACCAACUUGUCCGAGACGACUCUGAGUCACUUUCCUCCAUCAUCAACAACCCAGAUAAAAAUGAUCAUAGUAAAGCCGGUAGAAAUAACCACAACCACCACCACCGCCAUGAACAACAACAACUCCAGCAGCAGCUGCAGCAGCAACAACAACAGCUGGGGAGAGUAGCCGAGCCAUUUGGUGCCAUCGAUUUGGAUUUCUCAGCUUACAACCAACACACCGCUAGCACUGUCUCUUUCACAAAUGACGGUAUCCAGCAGAACCUCGGCAAUGGUGUGUCUCUAACAUUGGGACUGCAACAGCACGGAGGAAGCGGUGUAAACCUAUCAUCCUUCUCACCAGCAUCGCACAACUCUCUUUUCUUCACCAGAGACCACAUUGAAGACUGUCAAUCAAUUCAGUACUCAAUGUCGUUAGAUGGAGAGGGACAAACUCUACCGUAUAGGAACUUAAUGGGAGCGCAAUUGCUCCAUGACUUGGCCGGAUAAAGGAAGAGUUCUAUUGGUUUGGUCUCGUGAGACCAGUCGACGUUCUUGUCAAAGAAUAUUAUUGAUGGCAGUAGAUACGUACAUGGAUAUAUUGAUACAUAUUCCAUACAUACAUAAAAUAUAUAGGAUAUUGAUCUAUGUCUAUGAUAUAUAUACAUACAUCCAUGGUUACUUUGCAUUUUCAGGGGAGUGGUAAUUUUCCGUCUUAUCGUGGAAUGUGUAGAAUACUUAUAGCUUGUUGAGUUGGUUGGCUGGAUUUACAUAUAGCCACUGAUUGAUACAACAAUAUACAGAUACUUCUCCUGUUUCUGUUGCA
Molecule: messenger RNA, 3556 nt
Organism: Nelumbo nucifera (sacred lotus)
Lineage: Eukaryota; Viridiplantae; Streptophyta; Magnoliopsida; Proteales; Nelumbonaceae
Product: homeobox protein BEL1 homolog
Biological process (GO): regulation of DNA-templated transcription
Molecular function (GO): DNA binding
Source: RefSeq, a predicted model, not a curated record